This is a messenger RNA of Microthlaspi erraticum, 1623 nucleotides long. Lineage: Eukaryota; Viridiplantae; Streptophyta; Magnoliopsida; Brassicales; Brassicaceae. The record is from the annotation of a GenBank genome assembly.
AUGACUAUCGAAACGUUUCUUAAACUGUGUUUAGAGUACCUCUCACGUGAGGAGAACGUGAAUUCUUCUCUCUCCAGCUAUCUUCUUUGGAAUCAUGAAAUAAACAAGUCUUUUCGUGAAUUGACCUCCACUGAAAGGAUUCAGAUGACAGAAGCUCUUGAUCAGAUGGAACAAGAUGCCAACGUAGUUGGUAAUUCGUUUGUAUUCCAUUACUACAUGAGAUGCAAUGAAAAGAGAGAGAUGAACUACACUACUCAUGCCAUUGUAGCCCGACCAGAUAAUCAAAACAUCCUCACUGUCAUCAGAUGGAAGAAGAAUAUUGUGAAACUUGUCAAUUCGUUUAUGGACAAGACAUGCAGCCAUCAAAUUCUGAGUGCUUACUCGCAUGCAUCUUACAACUAUGGGAUAACCACAUUAGUGAGUGGUGUGUUAACCACAGAAGAUGGCAAGAGACAGGUGUUUUGUCAAAACUUGUUCCUUGUGCCAGAGACAACCCAAGGAAGGUAUCUAGCCAUGAACGACCUUCUGAGAUACCUCUGUGUGGAGAUUGAAGGUGACGUGUCCUCUAAUAGAUUUAUAAAAGACUACUACAUAUGUGGUGGUGAUAAGUACUAUGUGGAGGGUAGCUGUUUGAGCCGCCAGACAAGUGGUGGGGACAUGGUCUCCUUUAACGAUUUAAAGUCUAUCAAAGACCACAUAACAUCAUCUCAUUCCCAAACAUCAAACAUUGACAUCUUUACUGCGGAUUCACAACCUUCUUUCAACAGAUCAGUGAUUAUGCUCGUCACUGGUUCAAUGACUUUGAAAGAUGGAGGGAAAAAGACUUUUAUACAGUCUUUUCUGCUUGUGCCAAAUGAGGACACGUACAUCAUUUGGGAUGAUAUACAAAUGUAUGUUGAGAUUGACUCUCAAGGUGAACUUCCUCCUAAGUUCGAUGGGAACAAGGACAGGUCCUUUGACAGAUUGAGGCAAUUUGAGUUGGCAAAGCUACAAGCAGCAGAGCUCGCUGAGGGAACUCAUUUGGACUGGUGUAAGGCAGAGUCUCUGUUUAAGACAGAACUACUAGCUGAGGUUGAGCUAAUAAGCUCCAGCACUAGAGGAUUUGUGGUUUCACUUGGAUCUUUGAUUGGAUUUUUGCCAUACCGAAACCUUGCAGCAAAAUGGAAAUUUGUAGAUUUCGAAUCAUGGUUGAGAAGAAAAGGUGUAGAGGACCCAUCUUUGACGAUUAAAGCUCCAUCUCCAGAUCUUGUCAUGGUAUAUGAGAGACAGAAGCAAAAGUUCAUGUCCUCUUUUGUUGGCAGGAAAAUCAGGCUCUAUGUCAUUAAGGCUAAUAGACAGCAGCGUACGCUUGUAUUUGGGAUGAGGCCUAGAGGAAAUGAAGGAGAGCUUGUGAGAAAACGAGAGCUUAUGAAUAAGCUUGUUGUUGGUGAUGUGGUGAAAUGCUGCAUCACUAAAAUCACUUACUUCGGCAUUUUCUGUGAGGUACAAGGUUUCCCUGCUUUGAUCCACCAUUCAGAGGUGUCAUGGGAUUCACCUCUGAAGAUCGGUCAGGUUGUGGAGGCCAAAGUUCAUCAACUGGAUUUUCCUCAUCUGCGUAUCAACUUGUCCCUAAAAAGCCUCUGA